CUUGCAGCGGAGACCCCCGGCCGUCCCAGCCGCGGGGCUCGGGCUGCGCUCGUGGCCGGGCCGGGCCGGGCGGGGAGGCCGGUCCCGCGGGCGGGGGCGGGGGCGGGGGCGGCUCCGCGGCUUCUCCCGCCGCCGCCGCCGCCGCCGCCAAGGGGAGUUUCCAGGAAGUGGCCAUAUUGGAUCCAUUCAGCCGCAGCCGCCCGGGCGGAGCGCGUCCCGCAGCCGGCUUGUCCCUGUCGCGGCCCCGGCGCUCGCUCCAGCCCGCCCGCCCGGCGCGGAGCUCACCAUGGCGGCUACUGACCUGGAACGCUUCUCGAAUGCAGAGCCAGAACUCCGGAGCCUCUCCCUGGGUGGCCAUGUGGGCUUCGACAGCCUCCCAGAUCAGUUGGUCAGCAAGUCAGUCACACAGGGCUUCAGCUUCAACAUCCUCUGUGUGGGGGAGACUGGCAUUGGCAAGUCUACACUAAUGAACACACUCUUCAACACAACCUUUGAGACUGAGGAAGCCAGCCACCAUGAGGACUGUGUGCGCCUGCGGCCCCAGACUUAUGAUCUUCAAGAGAGCAAUGUGCAACUCAAGUUGACCAUUGUGGAUGCUGUGGGCUUCGGGGAUCAGAUCAAUAAAGAUGAGAGUUACAGGCCCAUAGUCGACUACAUCGAUGCGCAGUUUGAAAACUAUUUACAGGAAGAGCUGAAGAUCCGCCGCUCCCUCUUUGACUACCAUGACACAAGGAUUCAUGUUUGCCUCUACUUCAUCACACCCACUGGGCAUUCCCUAAAGUCCCUGGAUCUGGUGACCAUGAAGAAACUAGACAGCAAGGUGAACAUAAUUCCUAUCAUUGCCAAGGCUGACACCAUCUCUAAGAGUGAGCUCCACAAGUUCAAGAUCAAGAUCAUGGGUGAGCUGGUCAGCAAUGGAGUCCAGAUCUACCAGUUUCCCACUGAUGAUGAGGCUGUUGCAGAGAUUAAUGCAGUCAUGAAUGCACACCUGCCCUUUGCCGUGGUGGGCAGCACUGAGGAGGUGAAGGUGGGGAACAAGUUGGUCCGAGCGCGGCAGUACCCUUGGGGAGUGGUGCAGGUGGAGAACGAGAAUCACUGUGACUUUGUGAAGCUCCGGGAGAUGUUGAUCCGAGUGAACAUGGAGGACCUCAGAGAGCAGACCCACAGUCGGCACUAUGAGCUCUAUCGGCGCUGCAAGUUGGAGGAGAUGGGCUUCCAGGACAGCGAUGGUGACAGCCAGCCCUUCAGCCUACAAGAGACAUACGAAGCCAAGAGGAAGGAGUUCCUGAGUGAACUGCAGAGGAAGGAGGAAGAGAUGAGGCAGAUGUUUGUGAAUAAAGUGAAGGAGACAGAGCUGGAGUUGAAGGAGAAGGAAAGGGAGCUCCACGAGAAGUUUGAACACCUGAAGCGGAUCCACCAGGAGGAGAAGCGCAAGGUGGAGGAGAAGCGCCGGGAACUGGAGGAGGAGACCAAUGCUUUCAACUGCAGGAAGGCUGCUGUGGAGGCCCUGCAGUCUCAGGCUUUGCAUGCCACCUCACAGCAACCUCUGAGGAAGGACAAGGACAAGAAGAAAUCUUGACCCUCAGCCUGGGACGCCACAAAAUGAAGCGAAUUCUCUGCUUUGCUCGUCACAAAUGCCAAACUGACUGCCCUUUCCCAGUGUCCAUCUUGCUGUCUUUUGCUUCUGUUUGAUUUGGUCUGCGUAUCUUUUAAUGUGUCUGUUUUUGUUUUGUUUGUUUUAUUUUUAUUUUUCAGUUAACGCACAGACUUACAUGUCAAGAGCGGACUUUAGACUUUCAUGUGUUAAGUUGCUUGAGUUACACCUUGUGACCCUUCUCCCAUAACAUGGUGUGAGGAUGGACUGGGAGCCGGUACAGACUCCAGUGUUUACAGCCUUGCCUUGCCCCCACCCUAGCCCUGGCCCCAGGCUGUUCCUGGGGCUGGCUGGUCAGCCACCCUUCUCUAUGCAAAACGUCUAAGCCAUGAAUGCUGGAACCCAAAACUGAUGAGGUUUAUUUUUUUCAGAGCCAGUGGCUGGUCUUCCAUUUACAGUGUCACUAUUCCUUGAUGGAGCAGUUAUGUGCCGCUCUAGUGAAGGCCCCCGCUGGCGAUGCUAGGCCUAAUUGUUCAGCGUCAAGAUGGCAACUCACGUGGUGCCCUAGUUGUGCCCUAUGGUCUGGUAUACAUGCUACAAAAUUUUCCCAACUCCCCUUCAUUUUAAUUUUUCUAACCUAGAGUUUAAUUUCAAUAAUAACUUUGAAACACUUCUAAAUUUUUAUUUUGGCACCAGCAUAAAGACAUAAUAUCCUCUCCCAUUAUUUUCUUAAGUAACACAGAUUCCCUGAUUUUUAAAAACUAAAAAUAUAUCUAAACCUUUCUUAUGUAUAAAGUACCCUAUAAUAUAUAGGGAGAGGUGGGUAAUAAACUUCCUGUAAUGACAGUGUUUGGAAUUUCUUUAUGGAUGAAAGUGGAACAUGAACACGACCACAUCCAGCAUUUAUUUUUUUCACUAUGAAUGUAAAUGGAAUAGCAGCCCAAAGCCAUUGUCUCUGGACUCCAAAGGUGCUACCUGUGAACAGGGCCAACUCCAUGUAUGUGUGUUCAGUGUUUGACUCCAAAUAAGACUCCCAAACCAGUCCUGCAUAUACCAAAUACAAAGAGUGCUCAGUGAGAAAGAGGCUAUUACCUCAAGGUCAUUGUUUCUUCUUUCCUGACUUAGUCACAGGAUACCUAUGAUGAUGAAGGUACCUGAUGCAUUAGGACAAUUUGACAAGAACUAGCAACUAAGAGCUUUUUCCCCUCCAGCUGCAUUCUCUAGGGGGAAAAUUUUAAGAAAGUACUAGUAUCAUUGGUUCUUCUAUGGUCAUGGUGGUUUAAAAGUCACUGGAAAUAUCAGAGUUGAAAACAUGGCCUAGUAAAGUGGGGUUGAGGGGUGAAAACUGAUUUCUUCAACAUUACUGCAGUACUGUGUUGGGUGUUGAGCGCAUGGUUCUCCCCUGGAGGAGCCUACUGCCUGGCAUCCCCUACUGGGAGCCUAAGGAGUCUGGGUUGGUGGUUUUCUAUUACCCCACCCACACACCCUUCUUCCUCCCAUCACCAUUUUCCACUUUCUACCAAGCCUGCCGCACUGAUUUCCAGGACCAAGUCUGGGCUUCCUCCUGCCCUUCCAAGAUAAUGAUCCAUUCAGAGUGAGGUGGAGGGUUAUGCUGAUGUGUAUCCCACUGAAGCACAGCCAGAAAGGAGUAGCCUUUGCCCAAGGGGCUCCCUGUACUGAGAGUAUAGCAGAUUUUAUUGAUGCUUCCAGUGAAAAUCCUCCCAAGUGGUGUGCCACGAAGGGGCAGAUCCUAAUUUUUGCAAGGCUGGAAGUUUGGACUGUUCAGGCAGACUAUUUUAGGAAAAAGAGUAUGUAUGUAAAAUUAGAUAUGGGGCCCUGAAGAUUAAGCUUCAUUGACUUCACAAUAAAACUUCCUCUGGCUGUGUUGGAGAAAUGAUGCUUCCAUGGGGAUAUCUGAAGAGGUAAGCCAGCACAUUCAGGGCAGCACAUUCUGCGUUUCAGCAGGCCCUCUUCAGGAUUCUGUCUGAAAGUGGAUUCACUUGGGUCAAAUUUUGACCUUCAAAAUAGCCUCACCUGGCUAAUGUACUCCUGAUGAUGAGGUUCAAUCCAGAAGGUCAUGAGCUCAAUAGCUCAUAGGUCAACCUGGGGACUCUGGAGUGGGCAGUCUGCCACCUGUCCACUGCAGUUUGCCAGUUCCUCCCCCCAACCCCGGGCACACUGGAAGGCCAUAGUUGUGGCCGGUUGCCUGUUUGUGGAUCCAAGACUUCCUAGGAUCUCUGAGGGGAUUUUCUGGGGUCUGAGCUACCUCCAUAGGUUCCAUCAGCUGUGGCAAGCUUCAUUGUAUCUCUGCCCUGCUGUAUUUGGAAUUUUGCCAUCUUUAGCUGAUACUAAAUCAUGAGGUGAGCAUAAAACUUGAUUUAAUAAGCCACCCAUUUGCAGAUCCAUUUACCUUUUUUGUCAUCUCUUGGCAUUACUAGGACUGUCAUAUAGGAUCAUGUUGGCAUUUACUGUCAUGCCUUUCCUUAAUCAUUUUGGCUUGUGGUAGAAUCGCCAUAUAAUUUAUUGUCCAAAUGCUGUUAAUAAUUAUGCCAGGUCACAGCCAUAAAGCAGACAUGUCCCAGGCAAACCAGGAAGAGUGGUCCCCCACCCUGAAUCUUGGUGGCUUGUGAUUGUGCAGAAUGAUUGCAUGUGUGUUUGUGUAUGUCUAUGUGAGAGCUUACAUUACUGGAUAAGAGGCCUGAGGGAAGCUGGCUUGCUCAUCUGUUAUGUUAACAUGCUUUUCUAAAACUGCUUCACUUGUUAAUUCAUUUACUCCUUCAUUCAUUGACUGUUUUUGUUCCUUUUGAUUCACUUUGUACUUUUUUUUCAUUAAAU
Molecule: messenger RNA, 4429 nt
Organism: Castor canadensis (American beaver)
Lineage: Eukaryota; Metazoa; Chordata; Mammalia; Rodentia; Castoridae
Gene: Septin8
Product: septin 8
Molecular function (GO): GTP binding
Source: RefSeq, a predicted model, not a curated record